UGCUAAUUUCCAAAAACAUCGAAGAAGAAUUGUGCAUGGCCUAAGCUAGAAAACUGCUGCAUUGUCCCAUUCCUGCUAAUAUUUCAGCAACCAUGUCUUCAGCUCAGCAUCUCAGAGAGUUUAUCAGAGAGAGACUAACUGCUGCUGCUCAAGAAAUCUUCACCGAGGUUGAAAAAACCAUCAUUUGCUACGAGGAAGAGCUCGAUGCUCAGCGCAGGAUGAUGGGGAUCAACUGGAAACCAGAAAUUAAGCUACACAGAGUCGGUUCGGAGCUGCAGAGACAAAGUUCUGACCUCCAACAGCCAAGUGUCUCCAAUGAGGAAGAAGCUUCUGCCAUCCAACAAGUCUGUAGCCUGGCAAGUAGGUCCAGUCAGGACCAGAAAGAAGCAGAACAUCAGUGGACUGAAGAGGUACAGAUGGAACCAGAACCAAAAUGGAUUAAAGAAGAAGUGAAUGAACCAGAACCUGCACUGCUGAAACAUGAGGAAUUGGAUUAUCCACUAACAAAUGUAAAAAACGAGGAGUUAGAUUGUUCCGUGCUUCAACAUGAACAGGAGCCACCAGAACAUUUACCAACUGGACAGGACCAGAAGAACCUCUGCAGCAGUCAGGAGGGAGAGCAGCUUGUCCAGAAGCAGUUUGCUGCUUUGAUUGAGACUUCUACUCUUCAGGAAGAUGAUAUGAAUGAAGAAGAGACAAAAACAGAGCAGUUUUCCCUUCAUAUCUCUCCAGUGGUUGAGAGCAAAGAUCAGGAAGGAAGCAGCUCCUCUGAGUCAGAGAGUCAGUCUGGUACCAGUACAAAGAAAAGAUCUUUCAAAUGUGACAUUUGUGGGAGAUGUUACUCACAACAGAGUCAUUUUUUAAACCAUUGCAGAACUCACACUGGUGAGAGACCUUUUUCAUGCCAAUCAUGUGGAAAAGAUUUUUCUCAUAUUAGUAAUUUUUAUCGUCACAAGAAAAUUCAUACAGGUGAGAGGCCUUUUUCAUGUGAAACAUGUGGAAAAAGUUUCACUAAUAUGAGAAAUGUAAUUUGUCACACGAAAAUUCAUACAGGUGAGAAACCUUUUUCAUGCCAGUCUUGUGGAAAAAGUUUCUCUCAAAUUAGUACUUUAAAUGACCACAAGAAAAUUCAUACAGGUGAGAGACCUUUUUCAUGCCAGUGUUGUGGAAAAGGUUUCUGUCGAAUUAGUCAUUUAAAUAACCACAAGAAAAUUCAUACAGGUGAGAGGCCUUUUUCAUGCCAAUCAUGUGGAAAGAGUUUCUCACAACGUAGUGAUUUAAAUCGUCACAAGAAAAUUCAUACUGGGGAGAGGCCUUUUUCAUGCCAGACUUGUGGAAAACGUUUCAUUCGAAGUGGUCAUUUAAAUCGUCACAAGAACAUUCAUACAGGUGAGAAACCUUUUCAUGCCAGUCAUGCGGAAAAAUUUCACUCGUCUUAGAAACUUAAAUCAUCACAAGAUAAGUCAUACAGGUGAGAAGGGUUUUCAUGAUAAACAAUAAAUCAAUCAGCAGUAAAUAAAUAUGAGCUUAAUAAUAAAAUGAUGGCUAUAAUAUUACUUCUUUGUUUUUAUCGUCUCUCCUAUGAAGAAACUGGAUGAGAAAAAGUUUCACUCCCGUGCCUCCUGCUAUUCCCUCCCCUCUCGUUUUAUUGGUAGCGG
This is a messenger RNA of Xiphophorus hellerii (green swordtail), 1658 nucleotides long. RefSeq names its product gastrula zinc finger protein XlCGF48.2-like. The transcript is spliced from 3 exons. Gene Ontology annotation, molecular function: RNA polymerase II cis-regulatory region sequence-specific DNA binding; DNA-binding transcription factor activity, RNA polymerase II-specific. Gene Ontology annotation, biological process: regulation of transcription by RNA polymerase II. Gene Ontology annotation, cellular component: nucleus; PcG protein complex; transcription regulator complex. Lineage: Eukaryota; Metazoa; Chordata; Actinopteri; Cyprinodontiformes; Poeciliidae. The coding region runs from base 93 to 1439 and encodes 448 amino acids. The record is from RefSeq and is a predicted model, not a curated record.